UCUGCUAAAAAAAAGUUUUGGGGCAUCAUUGACUUCCAUAGUGUUUUGUACAUAGUAGUAAAAAAAAAAACUAUGUAAGUCACCAUAGUAUGGUGCCACACAACUGUUUGGUUACAAAUAUUCUUCAAAAUAUCUUCCUUUGUGUUCAGCAGAACAAAAAUUCUUACAGGUUUGGAACAACUUGAGGGUGAGUAAAUGAUGACAGAAUUUUCAUUUUUGAGUGAACUAUCCUUUUAAGUCAUGUUCGUAGUGGGGAAAUGUCUACCACAAUACCCCACGAUUAAUAUAGCAAGCAUAUGUAUAUUUAUCUUUAUCUUUAUUACUCUAUACCACAACUUACCUGAGAGGGAAGCCAUAUCUUUCCACAGACUCUUGGAAGAAGGUCAGUGCAGUUAAUGCUGAAUUGUUUGUGGCAGCACCAAGGUACAUUAUCUGUAAAAUUAGAAAUAGUGUUAUUAGUUUUAGUUAUCUGGUACAUAAACAAUUCAAAUGUUGCUUUACACUGUACAACAAAGAAAAGAAAAAAAAAAUCACCUUUCGUGAAAAGCCAUCCACCCCUCCAAACAAGACAAUGUUAUACCUAAAAUCACAGGCAUUAGACCAAGGUUCUCGACUCUGGCCCUUGAGAUUCACUUUUCUGCAGAGUUUAGUUCCUGCCUUGGUUAAAGUCACCUACCUAUUACUUUCUAGUAAUCCUGAAGACCUUGAUUAGCUUGUUCAAGUGUGUUUGAUUAGGGUUGGAGCUGAUCUCUGCAGAAAAAUAGACCUCAAGGGCCAGAGUUUUAGAACUGCUUCAUUAAACAAAAGUUCCAUCUUAAGACAAUACAGUUAAAAUUAAUUAAUGAGUAAAACCUUACACAGAAUAUUACAAUUUUUACUUGCGUAUUAAUUUGUGAUUAGUGUCAAUGUGCAUCAUUGAUUUGGGCCCUGGCACUGAAUAUGUCCUCCGGACAACACAACCCAGCUCUGUCAUCCUAGAUAAAACUCCCAGUGUGUCCACUCGAUGAAGUGAUGCCCUCACCCACUCAUAUUGUACCUUGUGCCCUUCAGCUUUCAAAGCAUCCUUCACCAUCCUGUACCCAGAGUUUGGCAUUCUGGACUUAAUAUUAGACACUAACAUGUCUAACUCGUUGUCUGUUAGUGAACUAUACAGUGAUCUGACUGAUAGGCUGAACUCCGCCAGUCGUCUAUGUACAGUCCGUUCAGAUACCCCCAAAAGGUUAGCAAUGCACCUGACUGGUAAGUUCAUCUCAAGCAAACUGGCGAGAUAUUCACGACCAAUGACUGCUUUUGGUCGUCCACAACUACCUUGUUCAAAAUGUGCUGUCAUUACAUGUGUCUCGUUGCUUUGUCUUUCUGAAGUAAUUGCAUGAUGCAGACCAGUUAAACCUUCCCAUAUGUCAACAGGAAUGAUGACCUGGGGAGAUACAGCACUGAGGAACCCUAACUCCUGAACACAGAUAAAUUCUAAGAAGUCCAAAUCCACAGGCAUCCUUGCAAGGGCAUGCUUCAAACGUAAACGAAGCCUCUCCCAUAUAUGAUCUAGAAGUAUCUGUUCCUGUAACAAUAAAGACAAAGGUUAGCUACAGUGCCAGCACUUAGGGAAAGAAGUGUAUAAAUGACAUGACCAAAAUGGUUAAUGCUCAUGAAGGACUUCUUUUGGAAAACUGACACUUGCUCAAACAUUAUUGUACAUAAUUUAUUACAAAUAUGCACAUUUACUCACACACACACAACAAAACUAUGAAACAGUAAAAAGUGUUAUACGUUUUUACACCAUUACCUAUACUAAACAAUAAUCAACAUUACUCAAAAUAUCUGCUGUUUGAAAAUGCAUGUCUAUAAACAUUUCAGAUGUGUUAAAUUUCAAAUGUUCAAUUUUCAAGAUUUAAAAAUUCAAAUUCAGAACUAUGUAAAAUUCAACAUAAUAUUCAAUUUUGUUAAAUUACACUUGUCUAUAAUUCAGAUUUACACAAUUCAAAUUCAUAGUAUUGUCAUAAUUCUAGCUCCAUAGUUUUUCAUAACAAAACCCGCCCAAUCGCUCCUCAAAACUAGCCCAAAACUAGCCCAAUCGCAUUUCAGGGGGGUCCCACGGUAAAAUUCGCGUUCCAGGGACUAUAUCGCGUUAUUUUGGGUAGAUUCAACCCGCGGCAACACUGCCUACUCCAAAAGUCAGUUGAAAUUACGUCACAGUUAUUAACAUCGUACAUCUAGCGAUUUUAUUAAUUAAUUUAUUUUUAUUUGAUGUGCAUUUAAACACUAUUACACUGACAUUAAAUGACAAAUAAAGUAAUUAAAUUAAUAAAUAAUAGAUUAAAAUAAACAUCUGUGAGGGUGUUUCCAGCUGGACCAAGUGUCAUGCUCACUCUGUAUUUUUUGGGAACAUCAUAUGUGAACAAAUGUGGUCAAUGUGAAAAAUAUGGGGAAAUUCAUGUUUUUUUUCUGUAAGUGUUUAAAAUUCUUCUAACAUUUAAUGGAACGUAGUUUUGAUCGCAAUGCUUUCUUCCACCCACAUUUGCAUUGACUGUAAGAUUGGAAAUGUAUUUUCUUGUGCCCUGAAAUACAUUUUUAAAUGUAUUUUCUUGCCCCUGAAAUACAGUUUUAAAUAUAUUUUAAGUAGGCUAUAUGAAGGUUGAAACAAAAUAUAUUUUCAGUUUCAAAAAUAUAUUUCAUCGAACUUCACUGUUUACCACAUUAACAUUAUAUUUCAAAUAUAUUUUGGCCAGAUAAACAAAUUUUUAUCCGUCUGGUUGCUGUCGUGCAGAAACAUUGUAACUCUGAAUUUCGUAAUUUCUUAUUUAUUUUCUUUUCAUAAAUCUUAGUGGUCAUCCUUCACGUCUCUGUGGGUUUUGAAAUAUUUAUUUAACCAGUGAAAAGUUUUAAAAAGAGCUUGUGACUAAACCUCGUCACUGCAUUGGCUCUUCAAACUGUCAGUCAAACCUCACAACUCCACACGCCUCUAUCGUAAAAGAAGUGCCACACGCCGUUUGAAGAGAGAUCUUGUUUACAAUAUUAGAGUAAGUAAGCAAUUGUUUGAAUAAGUACAGCGCUUUCUUUACUCAAGAAACACUAUAUGUAAAAACUCAUGUUGUAUGUGUUUGAGGAGCAGAGAAGACAUGUCUUGCAUUUGUCACCGAGUCAUAGCCAGUCUUAAAUAGUCUCUGUGUUGCGCUCAUUAAUUAAAAAUGCUUAGUCACUCUUUGUAUUUGUAUUGCAUGUUCAAUUUUAAUCUAACGAAACAGCGUCUCCAUUCACUCAAACUCUUCUUGUGUUCCACUGUGACGUCACUGUGAUCGCCGCAUUCCUCAGAACGUUCGAUGAGUAUAAGCUUGAGUACAGAGGCAAUAUUCCUUUUGUAGCGAGUCGGCGAGUGGUCGUGAGUAUGCUCUUUACACAGGGAUUGGGGAUCUGAAUUUUAAUCUUUUUAUAACUCUGAGAAGAAUCAGCUGAAACAUUGGAAUGUUAUUUCUAUUUACUGUACAUUUAGAUAAAUAAAUAGAAAUGGGAAGGAAAUGUGGAAAUGGGAGGCUGAUAUCUAAAUCAAUAAUGAUCAAAAGAAAAAUUGAUAACAUGAUUAUUUAUGUUUGAUUGACCAACUGAUUGCAGAUCUGAUGACACACUGAAGUGAUAGUGAAAGCUGAUUGACCUUAAGCUGAUUUGUGUAGUUUUUAUUGGGGCGUAAUAGAAAAAUUUUAUACUUUUGCUCUCAGCCUCCCUUCACUUUUCUGAUGGACCACCACUGGGCAUACACUGUAGGCCUGUACUUUUUAUACAGGGGUAUACUUUGUUUUACACAUUCUGCUCAUUCUCAAUCUCGUGCGUAGUUGUGUCCGCACAACUAUUAACAGAUGGUUGAGUUUGACAUAUGCACACUACAAUUGCUUAUUUAUACUCUACCAGAUGUCAAAGGGCAGCACUGAAUCGUGUCAAUAUUCUUGUGUCUUAACAUUCGCCUAGCAUAUGCGCAGUUGUCAGUGGCGCAGCAAGUCAUCCCCAGGCCCAUAUGCAAAAAAAUUUUUACAGGCCCCCCUCGGAUAUUAUCACUAAUACGCAGACAAAAAUGGUAAAAAAACAUUUCUAGGAAUGACAACAGCACUACAGUACUAUAUGCGCUCUUCCAUCAUUUUGACUUUGCAUUGCGGAUCUAUUUCAAAAAUUGUCAAAAAACGGCUUUUCAACACAGUCUACGUUUGAAUUCGACCGAUUCGACUCUGGCUUUGGAAUUUCAGAAUGAUCAUAGCAUCAUCUCAGAUGCGAUGAGUCCGAAGAUUAUUCCAGUCAUGAAUUUAUUAUUGUGUUACAUACUUUUUUAAUUCACAUGUUUUAUUCCUAAUAAAUUUACUAGAAGUUUCUUCUCUAAAUUUGUUUCCAUCACGUUUUAUGUGCUUUUUAUUUCGUUGAAUAUAAAGUAGGCCUAUCCACCCCAGCGAGUGUAGGAGUUACAUUUAUUCACAUCUUGUGCAGUCUCAUUUAAAAUUCUGUAGCCUACUACUGACAAUACUGCAUGCAUAAGUUUCAGAAACCCACUUUAAAAAUGACAGAAAAGUGAAUACCAGUCAAAUACAAUAGAUCAUCGCUAAGACAUGGCUUGGACCAUUUUAUGGUCCAUUUAUUCAGAUUCUUAAUGAUUUUCAGUACAUUUAACAUAGAUAGGCUAUAGCAAGUUAUUGACAACAUUAUUUCUAUUGUACUUCAUUUUUCUGAACAUAUGUACACGGGUUCUGUCUCGCACACAGACGAGCGUGUGAGCCUUUGAAAGUAUUUGGGUGCAAAAAAAUCUAGUGGACUUUUGUUUUCAAGCACUCUAUUCACUCUCGGAUGGGCUGUUGUACGUUACACACACUGUUCGUGCCAUCACAAAAAUUGGCUGCACGCGGACGGGGAGUGCAGACGUCUGCGAACCCUCCUGAUGAUGAAAAUUUUGUGAUGUGGACGGUGCGCGGACGCCCAAAGUAUACUAUCGGGUUAAGCCCGUAAUAGCAGGCCCCCAAUCCAGCCGGGCCCAUAUGCACGUGCAUACCUUGCAUGCCCAGACGCUACGCCACUGGCAGUUGUACACACAUCGUCAGUGCAAACACCUUCUGAUGAUGAAAAUUGCAGAACGCAGAUGACAUAAGUAUACUUUGGGCUUAAAACAACAAGCUUUCAGGUUCUUAUACUGUAUGUUUACUCAUCUUAUUUCUUCCCUUUCUUUCAUAGUUUCACAGUUACAGAUUGCAUAUAGUCAUUUCUAGAUUACCUUUCACAUCAAACAUCUAUUGGAGUAUGUCAACCAUGCCCAGUAUUUAUUCUGAUGAGCUCAUCACGGCCCUUGCUGUGGGGAAGUGGUGGGCGAUGGUGGAAGUUUCAUCUCCUAUAUCUGAGGAGCCUGAGUAUGGGGGCUACAUCUCUGGCCAGUGGGGGGAUUUAGUGGAGGCACAAGAAACUUCAUGCCCCACAUCCCUGGUCUUCAGUGAUGCAUCUGAGAAGGCCCAGAGAAGGUCCCAGCACUCAGGUUUCUCAGAUGCAACACGGAAGACCACAAAGCAGUCAAGGCAGAAGAUUGCUAAGGGAGGACCUGUCCCUGCCAGGUCCAAACAGGGAGCACCUGUGCCCGCCAAUUCUGAGAAAGGGGACCUCUCUUCAUCCCUGGUCUUCAGCGACACAUCCGAGCAGGCCCCAAACUCAAGCUUCUCAGAUGCAACGCUGAAGAACAUGGAGCAGCGGAGAAAGAAAAAGUCACAGGUAGCACCUGUGCCUGAUGGGUCCCCACAUGGGACACCUGUGGCUGCUCCAAAGGACAAUGUAGGUCUGUGUCAGGCACCUCCACAAAAACUAUGUGUGGAAAUUGACAACCUAACUGAAAAGAUGCAGCAGCUGAAUCUUAAUCUGGAGAGCCACAACCAUCAAGCUCCUCAGACGAAGCCGAGAAUUCGGAGCAGCCUUCGGCGUGGGUCCCAGCUGAGCCGGAAAAGAGCAUCGGACAAUGCAGGUGUGGACCCAAAAGGUGUGCCGGUGCAUUCGGGGACCCCACAGGGAGCACCCGUGCCUGAUGGGUCCCCACAUGGAACACCUGUGGCUGCUCCAAAGGACAAUGUAGGUCUGUGUCAGGCACCUCCACAAAAACUAUGUGUGGAAACUGACAACCUAAAUGAAAAGACGCAGCAGCUGAAUUUUAAUCUGGAGAGCCACAACCAUCAAGCUCCUCAGACGAAGCCGAGAAUUCGGAGCAGCCUUCGGCGCGGGUCCCAGCUGAGCCGGAAAAGAGCAUCGGACAAUGCAGGUGUGGACCCAAAAGGUGUGCCGGGGCAUUCGGGGACCCCACAGGGAGCACCCGUGCCUGAUGGGUCCCCACAUGGGACACCUGUGGCUGCUCCAAAGGACAAUGUAGGUCUGUGUCAGGCACCUCCACAAAAACUAUGUGUGGAAACUGACAACCUAAAUGAAAAGACGCAGCAGCUGAAUUUUAAUCUGGAAAGCCACAACCAUCAAGCUCCUCAGACGAAACCGAGAAUUCGGAGCAGCCUUCGGCGCGGGUCCCAGCUGAGCCAGAAAAGAGCAUCGGAUAAUGCAGGUGUGGACCCAAAAGGUGUGCUGGUGCAUUCGGGGACCCCACAGGGAGCACCCGUGCCCACAGGUUAUCCGCAACAGGGAGCAAAACACGAGAUCCCUUUGCAUCUGUGCUACCCACUGUUGCUGCAGAAGCCCCAAGCCUCUUGUCAUUUGGCACAGAGAACUCAGACCAGGUCCCACCUGACCCGGAAAAGAGCAUUGGACAAUGCAGGUGUGGACCAGUCACCCCCACAAAAAAAGCAGCGCAUGGCAAUUGAAGUCAAGGUCCAACAGUCAGAGCAAGGCAGCUUAGAGCAAAUGGACCAUUUAUACAAAAAGGUUUAA
Molecule: messenger RNA, 6876 nt
Organism: Ctenopharyngodon idella (grass carp)
Lineage: Eukaryota; Metazoa; Chordata; Actinopteri; Cypriniformes; Xenocyprididae
Product: histone acetyltransferase p300-like
Exons: 10
Coding region: 5266-6876 (536 amino acids)
Source: RefSeq, a predicted model, not a curated record